AUGACCGCGGCUGUGCUAGUGCCGUCAGUCCAGCCUUCCAUGUGUCCAGAUUCUAUAGAUUUCACUGAAGCGAUUAAGGACUCUCCUCGGUUUCGCGCAUCGCUGGCACAACACACGCAGUACUUCAGCCGGCUAGAAGCUAGGCUAAAUGAGAUUCAAAAACAUGUGACAAACAUGAUGGACUUCAGCAGGAGCUACGUAUCUACCUUCUACAAACUAACUGUUUCGAUCAAUCAACUGUGUGAAGAGAGCUUCUCAGCAAAUGUUCUCGCACAGAACACAAUCCAUUCUCUUUCGGAUGCCUGUGGUCGAACAGUGUGCCUUACCAAAGACUUUCAUGAGCAGUCCUGUACGACUUUAUACAGUCAAUUGAAUUCUUUCUUGAAAACUGAAUUAGUGAAAGUACAAGAAGCUAGAAGUCAUUUUGACUCAAUGUCAGCGAGUAUGGAUGAAGCUCUCUCUCGCAACGCUUCCUCGACCAGAGCACGUCCUUCCGAUGCAGCAGAUGGUCGGAACGCUCUUACAGCGGUGGGAGCCUGCUUUGCUCACACAACACUGGAUUAUGUUGCACAGAUCAAUAUUGCUCACGCACAAAAAGAUCAUUUAAUAAUUGAUGCGUUAUGGUCUUUUGUCCGCGAAACGUCUUCCUUCUUCUCAAGAGGACACGCCAUCUUUGAUGACUGGACUGCUGCUGAUAAUGGUGCAGUGUCGGAUUCCAUUGCUGCACUAGCAGCCAAAAGCAGACUGAUCCAACGAAAGAUGCAGGAUAUACAUUCCCUUGUACCGAAGAGAAUAACUCUUCCUCCCACUGCUAAGUCAUCUGUUCCUAAGAAGAUCUCGGAUGUGUCGACUGCCUCCAUUGAGAGUACAAAGUCUGCAUCUGGCAGGUUUAGCUACCUGGCUGGAGAUGUCCCUAGUGCUCUUUGUCCACUGCUUCCUCUACCAGGACCAAAUUUGUCUCGAUCGAAUUCAAGCAAUGAGUUUACGUCUGAUAGUAAACGCAAGAAAAAUUCGAAGCUCAGACGCAGACCAGCAGUGAAACUUGUUCUUCCAAGAAGAAAAACUUCACGGUUCUAUGCUCCCAUACUUGAUUCACCUAUUCAUUUACCUCAAACAGAGAUGUUCCAACAUUUUUCUGGAAUGCCACCUGAUCCAGAUGUUAUGAUGGAAGGCUACCUUUACAAGCGGUCUUCAAAUGCAUUCAAAACUUGGAAUAGACGUUGGUUUCAAAUCAAAGACAACAAGUUGUUGUACUCUCAUCGCUCUGCUGACUCGGAACAGCCGACUGUCAUGGAGGAGAAUUUGAUGUUGUGUCUGGUCCGUCCAGCACCGUCAUCUAUCGAUCGAGUCGGAUGUUUCGAACUUGUCACUCCUACCAGAAGUCAUCUACUUCAAGCCGAUUCCGAAGCGUUGUGUAAUGACUGGAUGCGUGCUUUACAGCGUACGAUUCUAGCUCUGCAUGAAAGUGACGAAGUAGAAACCCGUCCAAGCUCCUUCAGCAAAUCCGAAAGCCGGAAGGUUGCUACAGACGUGGGCGUCAGUGCUGCACAUGUAGGCGCAUCUUCUGUCCCAGAUUCGACAACCACAUUUGAGCAAAUUCGUCGAGUACCUGGCAACGAAAGGUGUGCUGACUGUGGAUCAGAGCAACCAAAAUGGGUCAGCAUAAAUCUUGGGGUGGUUUUGUGUAUAGAGUGCUCCGGGGUUCACCGUAGUCUAGGCGUACAAACAUCCAAAGUCCGAUCUUUGACGAUGGACUCAAUAGAUCCUGAAUUGCGAGACGUACUGUUGAGCCUCGGAAACUCUCAGGUGAAUGCUAUAUUCCUCGCCCAUCUUCCUGACAAAGAUAUUGUUCCCCAACCUGCUGUUGAUAACUCUAGUCGCCAGGUUCGUGAAGCAUGGAUCAAAGCAAAGUACGUGGAACGACGAUUCGCAGUUUCUUCGUGUGAACGUGCUAGAAGCAGUGCUGCCGCAAGAAAAGAACACCUCAUCAGGCACCGUAACAGCCUUUGUGGAAUUAGCAGUUCAGUUCACCGAUCCACCUCGUACAGUGCUUUUGAUGUUGAUCUCAUUCAUAACACUGAUACGAAGGAAGCGGUUAAUGGUUUCAAACAAAGCCGAAUGUCAUCUUGUGGCUCUGAUCCAAGCAUUGGUCAACCAGACACAGCUGAAACUACCGAUUGGGAAGUUAUAAGCGAGGCAGCCAGAUGCGGCGACGUUCUAGGUCUUCUUCGAUGUGUUGCUGCGGGUGCAGAUAUCAAUUGUGCACGCAGCGGUACAACUGCCUUGCAUAUUGCGACAAGAAACGGUCAAACAGCUGCAGUAGAGUUCCUUUUGCUGAAUGGUGCAAAAAUCAAUGUUCUGGACGAUAAGUUGAAUACACCUCUUCAUCUUGCUGCCGCUGAAGGAAACACUUUGCAAGUGUGCCAGUUGCUCAAGAGAGGUGCUGACAAGUCGCUGAAGAACGCUGAUGGUGUGACUCCUUUGGAAAUUGCUGUCGAUGGCAAGCAUGCGGAUAUUGUUACGCUGUUUCGUGUGCACACAAUGAGAGACGAGUUUAACGAGGAAUUCAAUAACCCGAUGGAUGAUACCGUUGACAGUGUGAUUUCUGAUAUCACUCGGAAAGCUGCAGUAAGUAAAAGCUCGUCCGGAUGA
Messenger RNA from Necator americanus (New World hookworm), 2652 nucleotides. RefSeq lists its product as uncharacterized. The transcript is spliced from 21 exons. Lineage: Eukaryota; Metazoa; Nematoda; Chromadorea; Rhabditida; Ancylostomatidae. The coding region runs from base 1 to 2652 and encodes 883 amino acids. The record is from RefSeq and is a predicted model, not a curated record. Gene Ontology annotation, cellular component: cytoplasm. Gene Ontology annotation, molecular function: GTPase activator activity; protein binding.